AUGCAUGUGGCCGCGGUGCUUCUUCUGAGCCAAAUUGGGAGUGUUGGAGCUGUUGGAGCUGUUGGAGCUGUUGGAGCUGGAGCAAAGCGAUCAUCUCUAAUUCGCUAUGAAAUCUCUCCCGCUGCGAGCCUUCUGACGGCUCAGUCUGAGCCGGUCCAACCAGUCCAACCGGUCCAACACAGUGCGCACUCGGAGAUCGAAUGUUCAGACUGCUGCAACGAUGGUCAAAAGAACGUUCCCUGUGCCGAUGUUGAAGAAUGUGCCAAGACAGCACCAAACACCGGCAAGUAUGCAUUGAUUCUGUCCUACGUUGGAAAGAUGGGUCUGGAAGCCCUCCCCUUUCUGGAAUCUGCCAAAGCAGCGGCAGAAUUGGCCAACAAGGCAGAUAUCCUUAUUCUUAUGAUGAAGUCUGAUGCGGUCACCAUGAACAUCUCUGUGCGCCAGAAGUUGCAGGAACAAGGUGUUCAAGUGCAUGUUGUUGACUGGGCAUUGCCGCCGAGCAUGAAAUAUAUCAAGCAGCAGAACUGGUGUGGACAGAAGGAUUUCAUCCGCUUACAUGCUCUAGGACUUGAUAGCUAUGAUGCAGUGGCAUAUUUUGACAAUGACAUCGAGUUUCAGGGCGACAUCACCCCCGUUCUCAGAUGCGCUUCUGCAGGCAACUUCUUAACGACUAAUGGAGGUUUGGGGGAGGCGCUCAAUGUGGGCUUCUUCGCUCUCAAGCCUCACCGCUUGCUCUUGCAGGCAGCUGAGGAGUUUGCGAAAGAAGCAGACUACUCUGAGCUCAAUGGCUGGGCAGAAGAAGGGUGGAAGCCAUGCAAUGGUUACUAUGUUGGAGGAGAAUGUGGACAAGGCUUCUUUCAUACCUUAUUUUACAAGAGACAAACCAUUUUGAAAGAAAAACUCCUGGGAGCUGGGCAGAAGUGGAAUCCGCUCCAGAUCGACAAGUGCAUCUGGAACUAUCAGACCACGUUUCAGUGCGACAGGGAUUUUGACUGUUCUCGAGUGCGCGUGCAUCACAAACCAAUGAAGCCUGGUUCUGAUCCCCGUGAGUGUUUGAAAACGAAGGGUAAAGUCCUGGCAUCGAAGACGUCAAGUCCAAUCAGUGCGACGAGCCACUCUUUGGUCCGGUUGCUCUCCACAAAUGAACCUGCACGUCACAAAGAUGGUGACAAGACGGCCCGAUUUGGAUUCUACUUUCCUGUACAUGAUCAAGUAGAAGGUGUCAUUGAGGUUUUAAAAUCAGCCAGGCACUUCUAUCCGGAGGCGCCGAUUUAUGUCCUGCAGGAUGGUGGCUCUGUUGAUUUCGGCCCUUUGUGCAAGCUGCCAAGGUUUAAUUGCACUUUCGAACGAGCGCCUGGUGAGAACAGCCGGUGGAAUCCACACUCUUGGUUCGCCCGGAUGAGAAACGCCACUGAAUUCCUUCAAACAGAGUAUGUCAUAUAUCUGGAACCAGAUGUGAAGAUCACUCGGCGACAUAUCAGAGAUCCACUGAAUGAUGCUGGAGGUGUCUAUGACAAUUUUAACCCCAGCAUGAGCACUGAAACCAAGGCAUAUCUGGAAAGACUGGGAGGUGACAGAGAGCCUUGCUUUAAUAUUACCUGGACGCAUUUUGGUCUAUGUGGUGGAUCCUACUUUCGGUCAGAAGCAAUCCUGGAUGCUUUCAAACCAGAACAUGUACUGCGAAUUGACUGGAAGAAGCUCAGAGAGAAGGAAGGUGACAAGACUAUGAGCAGCGACUUCGCAAUGCUUGUGGCUCUUUCUGCACGAGCUUGGACGGUCUACCCGUGGGAGGAAAGCGCUCAGUACUUCAACGAUGCCCCAAAGGAUCCAUCCCAUCUUUUGCAAUUUCAGAAACGAUGGCCAGCAUUCAAUGCAUCUGCUGCCUUUCAGCACAACCACAAGGAGUUGUACCAUGCAAAUAUCAGCAACGACGAGAGAACGGUUGUUGCUGCAUUUUCCGACAGUGCAGCCGACACCACUUGUCAUGGCUGCGUUUGGUACAAGGAUGGAAGACCCCAGUCGCGGAUGCGCAUUCCGAGUGAUCCUCCAAACAUUGAAGGUGAAUUCAGCUUCACUUUCUCUGGUGUGUUGAAUCGCACAGCCUGCGCGACCGCCAAGAGUUCACUGCACUUCCCCGGCUCCUUGCUGGCUCAUCCGGACUACAUCCUAAAUGCAGGCAGUGAUGGAUUGCCGCUGGCCAAAGAUCACCCAUCGUGGCUGCUGAAAAGCGAUGCUUUGGUGGUGGAUGCAAGGCGCAAGGAUGGUGGUGGCAUGCUCAUCUUGCAGCCUGUCUUCAUGGAAGCAGGACCGCUGUGGGGUCAAGCUUCGACUCCUCGCCCUCGCUGGUUGCGCUCAAUUUUGGCCACCAACCGCCUUCAUGCACGCAGAUAUGGUCAUGCAAUGGUUAUCAGGUGGUUGCCGAGCAAGCCUCAGCUAUUGGAUUGGCAACGACAGCAAUGUGGCGAUCUGUCUGAGAAGGAAUGCACGAAGCAAAAUGAGCGGGAGAAUUUCAACUGGGAAAAGCAUCGCAUGUUGCAGGAGUACCUUGAAAGCUCCCAGAAUUUCAGCCAUGUGAUGAUGUUAGAUGCUGAUGCUGCUUUGGUGCGUCAUGAGCACAACAUUUUGGGCUCUGUUGCAAAGCAGCUAGCUAUCCAGAACCGAGAUAUUUUCUUCACCAAUGAAGAUUGGCUGGAGUCUGGUUCGAAGAGGAUCAAUGGUGGCGUAAUCUUUGCCCGCAACAGGCCAUUUGCUAAGGACCUUUUCAAGGACACCGUUGAUGCUCAUUCCAUGGGUCCUCAAGGCUUAGCAAGUUGGCGCAUUGGCAUCAAGAAUCACCAGUGCACCAGCAACGAGCAGAUUUGCUUGAAUGAUGCAAUGGAUGCAAGCUCAGAAAUGAGAGCUCACGUUCUUCUGGCGAGCGGAAUCCGCUACAACCGGGGUGGUUGUACUCUUCGUCACUGUGGCGAACCUAUCAGUGACGAAAAUCUGAAACUGGGCCUGGAUGACCCCCGCCUCGAGAUCCUUCAUUUCAUGGGUUCCGACCUCGGAGCAAAUGAAAUAAGACUUGGUGCCUCAGUCGAUCGUGUGAAGCGACUCUGGCAACAGGCGACGACGACUUUCGAAUCGACACAAGCAGCCAAGGAGCGGGAAAAUACUGCGGCCUUGGAGGAGCAACGCAAGUCUCUGGAAGAGCGUGCCUUUCAGGUGGAUUUGGAACAUCAGGAGCAAAUCUCAAAGCGUGACUCAGAGAUCACCGCCCUGCAGCAACGCCUGGAGGCUUUGCUCGGUGAACACGUAGAGAAGGAGGAUGCCAAGGUGACGCUCUCACAGCAAGUACAGGUCCUGCAAGAGGAGCUUGACAAGUCGCAGAAGGAAUGCGAAGCUAUGGCCUCUGAGUUGGAGGAGGUGCAGGCAACCCAAAAACGGCUGGACUACCAGUGGAGUGCAGAGCGUGAGGAGUUGGUCCGGACACGUGAUGCUGCACAAAGUCAAGUGGGAACUUUACAGAGGUCUUUGGAUGAAGCAGUUGAGAGGAGUGAGACUUUGGAAAUCAAAUGUGUUCAGCGAGCCGAGAAGCUCGAGCAGAUGAGGACCAUGAUGGAUGAGCAGGAGUUGGAGCUGAGCCAGAAGAUGGAAAGGGUGCAACAAUAUGUGAAAGAGCGACAAGCAACUGCUUUGGUUGCUGAGAAGAAGCAACAGGAUGCAGAGAAGAUGGCCGAACGCUGGCAGAAUGAAGUGCGCCGUUGCCAGGCCGAGAAGGAACGACUCUCGAGCUUGGUGAUGGAGCUGGAAGGGCGCCACACUGGACAAGCAGAGCAGUGGCAAGGUGCUGUGGAGCGACACCGCCGUGAGGUCACCGCAUUGGAAGAUGCCCUCAGAAAGCAGGAGUCAGAGAUGAAGGAGGCAAACUCCGAAAUACUUUCCAAGAGAGACGAGGAAUACCACGCAAAGGUGGCUCUUGAAAAGCAGCGGGAAAAAGAACGCUCUAUUGCCCUCCUCAAAAAAAAAGAGCAAGAGGUUCACAUUAAGGACCAACAGCUGCGGGCAGCCAAACAGCGUAUCCAGGAGCUGGAGAGCGAGCUUCGGAUACCAGGCGACGUACCUGUUGACAAGCGAUCUAAGGAAGUUCGUGGUGAUACGAGCCUUCCACCGUUGCUUUCAGCUCGAUGA
Molecule: messenger RNA, 4170 nt
Organism: Cladocopium goreaui
Lineage: Eukaryota; Dinophyceae; Suessiales; Symbiodiniaceae
Source: the annotation of a GenBank genome assembly